GUCAGGGCCCAGCGCGCGGGUGGGAGCUGCCGGGGCGGGGCAGCAGGCCAGGCCGCGGGGCUGGCUCUCCCCGCCUCACGCGGCUGCUCCCUCUCGAAAGGCGCUGGAGGUCCCGAUGGCGGCGGCCCACGGGGCCACGGCCCUGCCCACCUGGCUACAGCCCAGGUAUAGGAAGAAUGUCUAUCUUUUCAUCUAUUAUUUAAUCCAGUUCUGUGGCCAUUCAUGGAUAUUAACAAAUAUGACAGUCAGAUUCUUUUCAUUUGGAAAAGAUUCAAUGGUUGACACUUUUCAUGCUAUUGGACUUGUGAUGCGGCUUUGCCAAUUGAUUUCUCUCCUGGAGUUGCUGCACAUUUGUGUUGGCAUUGAAUCAAACCAUCUUCUUCCUAGGUUUCUUCAGCUCACAGAAAGAAUAAUCAUCCUCUUUGUGGUCAUCACCAGUCAAGAGGAAGUCCAAGAGAAAUCUGUGGUGUGUGUUUUAUUCAUCUUUUGGAACCUGUUGGAUAUGGUUAGGUACACUUAUAGCAUGUUAUCGGCCAUAGGAAUAUCCUAUGCAGUGUUGACGUGGCUCAGUCAAACACUGUGGAUGCCGAUUUAUCCUCUGUGUGUUCUUGCUGAAGCAUUUGCCAUCUAUCAGUCACUGCCUUAUUUUGAAUCAUUUGGCACUUACUCUACCAAGUUGCCUUUUGACUUAACUAUCUAUUUCCCAUAUGUACUGGAAAUAUAUCUCAUGAUGCUUUUUAUAGAUAUCAGCUCUCUGAGACAUAUUCAUCUUUUAAUCCCAGGAUCAAGAACACAAGUCACCUUCAAUGAAUGAAUGCAAGUAUGAGGUUUUCUCUCCACCCUACCCUUAACUGUAAGCAAGUUGUUGCUGUUUUUAUCAUCAUUUUUAAUCUGAGCCUGAGCUAGCCUCAAUCUUUGAGACCUGCAUCUGACUGAGAUAUGGGCUUAGUAUGAUAGCCUGUGCUGUGAUUCAAAUUUCACUUAAAUCCACUUCAAUUCUACAGCAGGGUUUGCUGAAGAGGAAAUGGCUGUCUAACCUGAUAAGCAGGUGGCUGCCAACCUCACCUUCUGAGACUGUUCCUUCCACGGCUCCUUUUGUAGCAGAAGAGGCAUGCUACUGGGAAGCAGAGUGAGAGCCUCCUGCAGAGUGACCCUGUGCAUUGGACUUCUGCCAAGAAAGCUUGAUGCUGGCCCAGCCGAGCCACUUUCUUGAUGCCAUGGCAACCAGCUAGCACUGAGGCCAAGGAGGAGAGGGGCAUCGUGGUCUGCCCAUGCAACCACUGCUGUUGCAAAUAUCAGCAACAAGAAGUCCAGAGCCUAAAAUGGGAGUAUAAACAAUAUUGAAUCUCAUGUCUUAACAAUUCAAGAAACAUGUUCACAGAAAUAGUCCCUACCAUGAAGAAAUGUUACCUUUCCCUUCACCCAACUCUUUCCUCCUGCCUACGUGCCUCUCGGAAGAGGAACUGGACUGAACAGCAAACUCAAUUUCCAAGCUUAAUGAAGAGAUAUUUUAGGACUUUGGAAGGCCUUAAGGGAUCCCUUUUUGUAUAGACAAAAGGCCCAACAGUUUCAUUAUUUCUCUAACAGUUCAGGAGAAUUAUAAUUUAUUCAAUUCUUGAUCACCCUGAGAUCCAGGCACUCCUCUGUUCAGUGUUUGCAAAGAGAUUAAGAAAUUAAUUAAGAGUGACAUGGAGAGAGACAUUUAGAUUUAUAGUGAUGUGCCCAAAACUGAUUUUUAAAAAUACAGUCUGAUUCCAUUCUUGAGCCAAACAACUUUCCUUAUAUAUGUAUCUGUAUAGAAUCCAUCCAUUUAGAUUUUAAACAAAUCUAGAAACAUAGAAAUGGUGGUAAUAGGGGUCACCUCUGGGUUGUUGGAUGACUGAGAUUUGAAUUAUACUACUUUCUGUUUAUCUGUAUUCACGAAGUUUUUAGAGAUAGGUUUGUAAGAAAACAGAAAGUUAACAAAGUCAGAUCAGAAGAAAAGAGGACAGAAUAUGCUAUUCCAAAAAAGAAAGUUUAAAAUACACCAUUCACUCUCUUAAAAUUCUAACCUCACUAAUUAAAAUUUCAAAAAGAUGGGCAACUCUUCAGAAAAUCUGGGAAGAGUUUCAAACCAUGUCCCAGGUUAUGCAAAUUGUACUCACAUAGUCACACAGGACAUCCAUGAAACAUGCUGACGGAAAAAACAUCUAUUAAUUGCAUAGUGGCCAGUUAAGAAAAUGAAGAAGAGAAAAAACAGUCUUCAUUUUUAUAGAUCUUUUUCUUUUUUUUAUGCCACCCAAUACCAAUGGUUUGUAAUUUGGUGGGGGGCGGGGUGUUUAAGGUCAUUUUAUAGGUGUGCUUAAAAACUUGCCUCUGGUAUAUAAGCACAUGCAAAACAGUUCUGGCGUGCAUACAGAUUAUUUGUAUAACUUCAGUUUGAGGCUAAGUUAUGGGCCAGUAUAGAGCCAGAGUCCUGUAUUCCCAUGUCCAUUGUGGGUCAAGCCCAAGUGCACAGGCACCCAGGAUCCCUUUCCAGCUGGUAGCCUUUGUGUUCUGCCUGUUGCAGAACCUGGUCUGUUGAAAGUAUCUUUCAAUGGGCAGCCCUGAGUGUUUCCCAGAUCAAGUAAGAACACCCAUUUCCUUAUGGCAUCAGAGUUAUCACCACUUUUUCACAAAAAUAAAAGGAAGGAGGGAAAGAACAGCUACAAGCAACACUAUAGUCAUCUUUGGGAGAGAAAAUAAAAGUUCUCAUUUAAGGGAGCUACAAAUUACUACCAUAGAUUGUACCUCAUCAAGAGCAACAUUCUGAACAGAUGUUGAUUGGUAAGCGACAUUUCUAAUAUAACCCAUCAGUUCCAAAAGCCACUCCAUUCUCUUCAACACACCUGAAAUGAAACGGACAAUUUGUUACUAGAACCAUUAUUUUCCUUUGAAAUGUAAAACAGAUCAGCAAUAACCAUCAAAAUUAAAGCAGAACACCUGGUGAGGAUUCCAUUAAACAGUUCAAGUCCUCUUGUAAUACCUGAGACUCCAGCUGCAUGUGAGAGAGUGCCCUGACACUAUCAACACCAGAUGACUGGAUUUGGGUCUUUAUUUUUAAAAGCUAAUUUAUUCUUCAAACCUAACAAACUGCUAACAAUAAAAUGCACUUACUCACGUUUCUCUCUCAGCAUUAAACAUGCUAGGAGAAAUCUGGCAUGCUGACUAGCCAGUAAUGUUGAAUCUUGAGUUAUUAAGUUGUUUUUAUAGUUCUCCCUUGCAGUAGGGUUCCAAGUUUACACCAAAAUCACAGAGAAAACCUAUCCCAAAGACGUAAAAAGAAAAAUAGACCCAGCCAUUAAAGGGUAACUGGAGAACAAACAUGAGCAUAAAUAUUGACAUUUUUCCUUUUCUAUUUUUUAAAAAUAAGGAUUCUCAGCACAAGAAAGACUACUUUGGAAGGUUUUCAAAAAAUGCAGUGAAUAAGAAAAUCAAUGGGAACUACAUGUGAGGGCCGACUAGUUGGAACCAAGAGCAAUAACAAAUUUAUUUUAGUGCAUAUGUGUCUUCAUGUUUAAUUGGAACACCUACUAGAUUUCUUCCUGAUAAAUACACUUCUGGUUUAAAGUAAGAAAUUCAGUUUCUCAACAUACGUUCAUUUUUCAGUGGGCAGGCACUCAUACAGUCACAAAAUAACUGUUUCAACUGCCAAAGAGGAGGAUGAAUCAAAAUGUCUUAUACAGAGGGAGCAGGAUCUAAGAUGGCGGCAUAGAGAGGAGUGGAAGCUAAGUAGUCCCCCUGGAACAACUGAAAAAAAAACAAACAACUAGUAAAUAAUCCGGAAUAACUGUGGGGGGACAAACAUGACCGUC
Molecule: messenger RNA, 3833 nt
Organism: Choloepus didactylus (southern two-toed sloth)
Lineage: Eukaryota; Metazoa; Chordata; Mammalia; Pilosa; Megalonychidae
Gene: HACD4
Product: 3-hydroxyacyl-CoA dehydratase 4
Exons: 7
Coding region: 116-814 (232 amino acids)
Biological process (GO): sphingolipid biosynthetic process; fatty acid elongation; very long-chain fatty acid biosynthetic process
Cellular component (GO): endoplasmic reticulum membrane
Molecular function (GO): 3-hydroxyacyl-CoA dehydratase activity
Source: RefSeq, a predicted model, not a curated record